Molecule: messenger RNA, 2294 nt
Organism: Lathyrus oleraceus (garden pea)
Lineage: Eukaryota; Viridiplantae; Streptophyta; Magnoliopsida; Fabales; Fabaceae
Product: protein MAIN-LIKE 2-like
Exons: 4
Coding region: 157-2091 (644 amino acids)
Biological process (GO): meristem maintenance; meristem development
Source: RefSeq, a predicted model, not a curated record
UUUGCCUAUAAAUUGAUCCACUCCUUCAACAAUUCUUCCACACCAACAUUCUCACUACUUCAUCUACAUUUCUCACUACUUCAUCUACAUUACUUCUUUUACAAUUUCAUCUUCAACAAAAUCUUCCAUUUUCAUCUACACCAACUCCCCAACAAUAUGUCUUUACUCACAAUGGGCGAAGCACACAGAGGAACAGUUGCAAACAUCGCGACAUACGAGGUCUCAAGGUUUCGAACUCGAGUCCACGAAUUUGUCCCAAUGGACCCGAUGAUUCAACCUUAUGUUGAACUCGCCGGUUUUGGUCACCUUAGCAAAAUUAUGUCUUGGUCUAUAGAUAACAAGUUCAUUCUAGCCUUAUGCGAAAGAUGGAGGCCAGAGACACACACAUUUUGGUUUCCAACCGGUGAGUGUACCGUGACGUUAGAAGACGUCUACAUGCUUUUAGGACUACGAAUUGAAGGCAAAGCUGUUAAUGGUAAGACCAACUAUGCAAAUUCAAUUUGCAUGGAGCUUUUAAACACUGAUUUGUUAGAUGAUAAUGCUAGGGGACAAGGUAUACUACUUUCACGCCUAAAGUCAUAUUAUAAUAGUUUUUAUUUAGAUGAGCAUUCUACCGAAGAUGCUCGAAUCAUCAAAACUAGGUGUUACAUUAUGUUGUUACUAGGAUCCUUUUUAUUUCCCGAAGGUAGUGGUUCUAGCAUGCAUAUUAUGUACUUACCUUUACUUAGACAUAUAGAUAGAAUAGGUAGUUAUAGUUGGGGAUCCGCAUGUCUAGCCUAUCUCUAUAGUUCUUUGUGCAAAAACUCCCACAAAGAUACUUCUACAUUUUCUGGAUGUGCUGUUUUGCUACAAGCAUGGGGAUGGUCAAGACUACCGUCUCUAGCACCGGUCAAUAGCAACCCCUUCACUUUUCCAUAUGCAAAAAAAUGGUCGGCACGCGGUAUGAAUUACAGCAGAUGUCCGAGACAUUGUAUUACUCAAUAUCGCAACCUGUUGGAUCACCUUCGACCGGCAGACUUCAUUUGGCGUCCAUACCUUAAUAUGGAUCAUGAGCAUCAGAUCAACCCUGAAGACGCAGCCGUAUGGACAACAUGCACACCGAUAAUACGGUUCACAACAGUGGAGCUGCACAACACCGACCGUGUGAAGCUGCAGUUUGGUAUGGUCCAGAAUAUCCCAGAUCCCCCAGCUAGCCUAGGAGAAUGGCAUAUGCGUAAAGUGAACGACCAAUGGAACUACAACCCUUGGCAAACCUUCGCAAGAUCAGAGUGUCGCAAGUGGAAGCACCGUCAUGACCAUGUCUUAACUGACGCAGUCAUGCCAAAUGAGGUAAAACCAAGUCGUACUUAUAUGGCUUGGUAUAAAUCAGUUGGAUUUCAAUUCAUCGCCGAUGAUAUGUACCUCUACGACCCACGCCAGACAAGUUACACACAAGAAGGAUCAACAUCUAACCCCCAACAACAUUCUCAGCCCGGUUACUCACAACCACCUAUCCGACAAACUUUCCGUUCCACAAACACACAAACAUACAACCAAAACAUGCCAUUCACCCAACCCCAAAACCAAGAACAUCCCCCAUACCACCACCAACAAAUGGACCAUCAACCUUCGACCGAACAUCGCUUCGCACCCACACCAUCACCCUACCAAAGUCGCCUUACCCAAAACACUAACCGCCCCAUCACCUACCGUAGCCAAGAACCCCAAACAUCACAAUACCAAAACAUCCCACAACCAUAUCUCUUCCAAACACCCCAACAACCUUUCCAACCUUUCCUAGACCCAUCAUUGUCACCCAUGUCCCCCUUCAACCGUCCCGGUCGCCCAUCCAUGAGUCAACCACACCCCAACUUCUCUGGCAUGGGUCAUGAGCUCAGUUACGCCGGUACACCAUCAUUGAAUACUGAAGACUAUGCUGAGUUGGCUGAAUACCUCAACGGAUCUUCUCCUGUAGGAGGUAAUGACGCUCUUGGACCAUCAGAUGAACAAACACCGGUGCAGAAUCGUCAACGUGGGUUAGGGCCAAGGGUUAGGGUAGCUAGGGGAUGUGGGACCGGAGGUCGGUUAGGUGAUCCCGGUCAUCACCAUUAGGAUUCUUUGUGUAAAAUCCAAAUUUUAUUAAUAUCAAUUCGUAUUAUGUCAAAUUUAUCUUUGUGUAAACUCCAAACAUUAGGUUUCUUUCAUAAUUCUAAAAUAAACACAUAUCAUAAUACAAAAAUUUAUAGGUCAGAAACCCUAAUUCAAGGACUUGUUAUUGUUAUGUUGAAGGGCUUGAAUUUGGUCCCUUUUGGCAA